AUGGUGUGCAAACGAUUCAACUUUGCUGGAAAAUAUGCACCUGAACGUCGUGAAGUGCAAAUACCAUGGGGUCUGGGCAACGAGCAGCAAGAAACAGUGAAGACUUCGGUUGGGACUUCUGGGACCUGUGGUAGUGACUUGCAAAGUGUUUCUGCAACACCUCUGGCAAGACAAAUAGAAAGGGUCACGCCGUUACCAGAUGACCUGAAGCCACAAUGGGGAAAGGUGAAUAAUCACCUACCUUUACUGAUUAGCAUUCAUAUCGAACGAAGAGUGAUCAGGAAUGGAGUAAAGUGGCUGGAGCUACAUGGAUUCUCAGAUGCCUCCGAGCAAGCAUCUGGAACCUACAUUCAGUUUAUAAGCGUCUGUGAAGAAAAUAAUUUCUCAAUCAAGCUUUUAACUUCGAAAUCCCGAGUAGCACUAAUCAAGCAAAUGUCAUUGCCAGAACUUGAUAUGUGUGCAGCCCUAUUACUGGAUAGAUUAAUGGAGAAGGUUAAAUCUGGGCUACACUUAAACAUCACCAAAACCUUUCUCUUGGACAGAUUCUACUGUGGUCUUAACAUGCAAUUCUCUGCAGUAGAGGACUGGAACCACGUAUCCUCUAAGAGCAAUCCUGCUGACAUCAUUUCGAGAGGAACUGCACCACAACAGCUAGGUGACAGUAGGGUAUGGUGGACAGGUCCUAGCUGGCUCUAUCUGCCACCAUCAGCAUGGCCUAUUAACACCAUGAAGUAUGCAGACGAAUCAGCUGACGCACCGGAGAAAUGUGUUCAACAUUUACUCGCAACUACUUGCAUUGACGGGGAACAGUUUUUAAGGGUGGGCGGCAGAUUGGAACAAUCAAAAGUUUCUUACAGUCAGAAGCACCUCAUGAUUCUUCCUCCUGAGCAUCUUCGUUUGUUGGAUGCAGGAUCUCAGCUGCUGUUAGCAAGCCUAAAACAAAUGUACUGGAUACCAAAUAGAAGAUCUGUAAUCAGGAGCUGUGGUGAACUUGCUACAACUCCAGCUGAAAAUAACAGGCUUACUGAUGGGAUUUUACCCCUGACACCACCCCAACAUCUUCCACCACCUCUCCAAUAA
Molecule: messenger RNA, 1080 nt
Organism: Schistocerca cancellata (South American locust)
Lineage: Eukaryota; Metazoa; Arthropoda; Insecta; Orthoptera; Acrididae
Exons: 5
Coding region: 1-1080 (359 amino acids)
Source: RefSeq, a predicted model, not a curated record